This is a messenger RNA of Phaeodactylum tricornutum CCAP 1055/1, 1056 nucleotides long. RefSeq lists its product with no specific name. Bases 186 to 788 code for a protein of 200 amino acids. The record is from RefSeq and is a predicted model, not a curated record. Lineage: Eukaryota; Bacillariophyta; Bacillariophyceae; Surirellales; Neidiaceae. The transcript has a single exon.
CUGAGAUUGGAAUGAUCGUCUUCGUUCGAAGAACUUCGCUGUAUAUUCUAAUAGCAAAAUUCAAGGUAGCUCAUCAGUUUUCCUAUGUUUGACAGUAGGCAAGAAGUUCGCUGGAUUUACAUGAUAUCCACACAAUCUUCCCCUUUGCUUCGAACAGAAAAGAUUAGCCUUUUGAAAACAACUCCAUGAAGAGCCUUGCCCAAAUCGUUCUGCUUAUCGCUGUUGCUGGACCCGUCAGCAGCUUUACGGUGAACCCCUUAGUCAAAACAAUUAGUAGGCCUGCUCCACUUUGUAUGGCUGAAAGCCGGACGUCUUGGCGAGAUACAACUGCCGGAAGCGGCAUGCAACUUCAGCAUGUACAGACUCUCAUCGACAAGUUGAACAAAGACAACUAUGUUGUAAGCUUGGAAAUGAUCGAACCGUUUCUGGUAAACGAAGCGAACACGGAUCUUUACGAGCAAUCCAUGAAGCGAAUUUACCAUAAAGCACACAAUAUGGGUCUUCCGAUUCCUGACAACUACGCACAAGAUCCAUCUCGCCCACCGUUCUCUCUACACGGAGACGACUCGUUGGACAAAACAGCUGGCAGUGGUAUGCAGCUUCAGCAUGUGGAACUCCUCAUCAGCCAUCUCUCGGACGACAACUUUGACGUUAGUUUGGAAAUGAUUGAGCCCUUUUUGCUCAAUGAAGCCAGCCCCGCUACUUUGCAGCGUUCUGUUGAAGAGAUCAAACAAAAGGCGGAAAAGCUUGGCAAGGAGGUCCCGGAAAGCUUCGCGAAAAGACCGUAGGCUGAUAGCACUUGAAAAUUCUUAGUUUCACUCUGGACUUGGGAUACAUGCGAAAGCGACAGCAAGCAAGGCGACGUAUGUCCUUUUAUCUUCCCACUGCAUGUAGAAGGCAACAGCUCGAAUUCGACUUGCUGUUCACGUCUGAUUACGUAUAGAAUAGCACUUGACAGUCCAGUCCGUUUAAGGAUAUAGUUCAGUAUGCUCCUCUUUUCUCGAUUUCGUGCAAACGUAGCGUUUUUCUCAGUUUUGCAUUACCCAUUGCUUACUG